CAAGCCCAGGCAGUGGCCUCUUCCAUUACAGCUAACAUUCAAUCACAGGAUCCAUUCUCAGCAGCCGAUUCACCAACUGGUGGGUCAACUGGUCAAUCAGCAGCUGCUCCAGUCCUACCAUCAAUGCCUCCUAUCACUGGUAAUGUUGAUCCUUCAAAGAUUGAUGAGAUUCGUAGAACCAUAUAUGUGGGGAAUCUAUCAAGCACAUUGCAUGCGGAUCAGGUUAUGAAUUUCUUUCAAACUUGUGGUGAAAUAAAAUAUGUUAGAAUGGCAGGAGAUGAAACGCAACCAACACGUUUUGCUUUUGUAGAGUUUGCUAAUCCCGAGUCAGUACAGGUUGCUUUGCAGUACAAUGGUGCAAUGUUUGGUGACCGGCCGAUAAAGGUUAAUCACAGUAAAAAUGCAAUAGUUAAGCCACAAGGUAAAGCUCCUGAUGUAGCUCAGAGAGAAGUUGAUGAGGCCAUGAGGAAAGUGAGACAAGCCAGCCACUCCAUUACUAAUGUCAUUGAACCAGGUGCCAAUAAAAACGAAGAAAAAGAGAAACGAUCUCGUUCCAAGUCUCGCUCAAGGUCGAGAUCACAAGAGAGAAAACAUGAGAGAAGGAGACACCGUUCACCAUCACCUUAUGAAAGGAGGAAGAGGAGGAGCUACUCAAGAUCACCUAGACGAUACAGUAGGAACUGGAGAGAUUACAGAGGUGGGAGUGGUUACAAAAGAGGUCAUCGAUCUCGUUCUAGGACUCCGCCUCGUCACUCCUACCACUCACACCGUUCCUCCUAUCGUCACCGGUCACCUGAUAAAGAUAGAAGGAGACACUCGCGAUCAAGAAGCCGUUCAAGAUCUCAUUCACCAAGAAGGAAAUCAUCAUCAAGACGUAAGGAUAGAGUGAGGGAUUAUUCCUACAGUCCUAGUCCAGAG
Molecule: messenger RNA, 918 nt
Organism: Amphimedon queenslandica
Lineage: Eukaryota; Metazoa; Porifera; Demospongiae; Haplosclerida; Niphatidae
Product: splicing regulatory glutamine/lysine-rich protein 1-like
Exons: 9
Cellular component (GO): nucleoplasm
Molecular function (GO): RNA binding
Source: RefSeq, a predicted model, not a curated record